UAGGGUUUCAGAAGAGAGCGGGAGAUUAAUACCAGAGCCCGUGGAAUUUGUGUUGCGAAAGGGAAUGUGCACUCUCUGAGCUUUCAAUCAAGGAUUAUUUCGUUUGGUUCCGUAGGUUCAAAGCUAUCUUUUUCUGUUACUCGUCGAUUCGUUGCAUUUUAUUUCAAAGUCCGAUCACCAUUCGGAAGAUUAGGGUUUCUUCAUCCGAUAUUGGAAUUCGAGAGCAAGAUAGAAAGAUAUUAGGGUUAGGGCUUUGGUUCUGUUGGAUUUGGAUUCUCUAAGAUGAAAAUCAGUGAAUUGGAGGAUGGCGAAUCGGAUGGAAAAGAUCUCGUUGUUUCUCGGCGAGAGAUCGUUCGAGUAGAUGCGAAGAGAGCGUUGGUUGGAGCCGGGGCUCGAAUUCUCUUCUAUCCGACGCUUUUGUACAAUGUCUUUCGGAACAAGAUUCAGGCAGAAUUCAGAUGGUGGGACGAAGUCGAUCAGUUUCUUUUGCUGGGGGCCGUUCCAUUUCCCAAUGAUGUUCCUCGCUUGAAGCAGCUUGGUGUUCAGGGUGUCAUCACCCUCAAUGAACCAUAUGAGACUUUGGUUCCAACGUCUUUAUACCAUGCUCACGGGAUUGACCACCUAGUGAUUCCUACACGAGACUACCUCUUUGCUCCUUCAUUUGUGGAUAUUAGCAAAGCCGUGGACUUCAUUCAUAGGAAUGCAUCAUGCGGUCGGACUACAUAUGUUCACUGUAAAGCUGGGCGAGGGCGUAGUACAACUAUUGUCCUCUGUUAUUUGGUGGAAUAUAAAAAUAUGACACCCACUGCUGCUCUGGAAUAUGUCCGAUCAAGAAGACCUCGGGUGCUCUUAGCUCCUUCACAAUGGAAGGCAGUUCAAGAAUAUGGGAGGCAGCGAUUACACUUCCCUGCAAUUCAAAGCCAGAUUCCAUUAAGCUCUCCCACAAGUGAUGAAGUUCUCAUAACGGAGGCAGAUCUCGAGGGUUAUGGUGCCCGUGACAAUGCAUGCAAAGAGCUAAGCAUCACACUCAGGACAGUGAGUCGGAGGCCCAUGAUUGCAAGGCUGUCUUGCCUUUUUGCUUCCUUGAGAGUUUCCAACGGUUCCUCACCUGUUGCUGGACGGUUACCCGAGAUACGUGCUUGCUAGGAAGGAGAUUUGUUGGCUUUGUGCAACGAUCAUGGCCUUGAAAGAAAUCUGUAUAGUAAUAAGUUCGAAACUUUCUUCACUUGAAGAGGAAAAAAGAAAAGGAAAUGAUAAACAAAUUUCAAAACAUUU
This is a messenger RNA of Magnolia sinica, 1275 nucleotides long. Its product is annotated as phosphatidylglycerophosphate phosphatase PTPMT2-like. The coding region runs from base 283 to 1146 and encodes 287 amino acids. The transcript has 6 exons. Gene Ontology annotation, biological process: protein dephosphorylation. Lineage: Eukaryota; Viridiplantae; Streptophyta; Magnoliopsida; Magnoliales; Magnoliaceae. Gene Ontology annotation, molecular function: phosphatidylinositol-4,5-bisphosphate 5-phosphatase activity; protein tyrosine/serine/threonine phosphatase activity. The record is from RefSeq and is a predicted model, not a curated record.